Messenger RNA from Paramisgurnus dabryanus, 1233 nucleotides. RefSeq names its product heme-binding protein soul4 (gene soul4). The record is from RefSeq and is a predicted model, not a curated record. Lineage: Eukaryota; Metazoa; Chordata; Actinopteri; Cypriniformes; Cobitidae. Gene Ontology annotation, molecular function: heme binding.
ACAUCGUUUAUUAUAACCUCGUAGGGUGUGUGUUUGUAAACACACGAUGACGACUCGCUCAGCGCAUGCGCACUGCUGCUCUCUAAUCCCUAUUGCGUUAGCUGCCUGUCGUGCUGUUGUUGUGUCUGCGCGAGGCUGCUGGUCUUAGAAUCUUCUGGAUUGACCGGCUUCUGUUCUCUCUCACAUUUGGCACUAUGGCUCUCAUCUCUCUUGAGGACCUUGAGGGAUUUGAUGACGAGCAGCUCGAAGAUGAUGUCACCGACAGCUCUGAGCCAAUGAAUGAAGAGGUACAGGACAGGAUGUUAGCACAUUGGCAGGCUGUUGGACGGUUGCAUCAAGUGUCUGUGCCAAGAGAGAUGCGAGGUCCCAUUCAAGAGAUGACAGUGAGGAAUCAGACCUCAGAGCGAGAGCCUGUGCCGUUUGUUACUGUGUCGCGACAUGAAAAGCUCGAUGAAAUUUUGUAUGAGGAGAGAGUGUAUCCCGCUGGAAAGUGGGCAUGUGUCAGUCGAGGAGACGCACUUUAUGAACAAAGCAUCUCCAAUGCCUUCAUGAAACUAAUGCGAUUCAUCUGUAAAGAGAAUUCAACAGGACGAUACUUGGGCAUGUCUGUGCCUAUUGUGAAUGAGAUUACAAUGUCAGAGGAUGGCAUAAACUUCCUGAAGGAAGUGGUGACGGCAUAUUAUCUGCCUGCUGAGUUUCAGACAAACCCACCAGAAUCGAGUGAUCCGGAUAUCACCAUCAUCCACAGGGAUACGAUCAGAGUCAUAGCCAGGGUUUUUUAUGGGACAACAACAGAGGAGACCAUCUCUCGUCAGAUCAGCGUCCUGAGGGAGAUGUUGGGAAGCUCUGAAGACAUUGACCAAGAUCACUACAUGGUGGCUGUUUACGAGAAUCCCGGCAUUCCCCACCGUCGUAAUGAGAUCUGGUUCAUCCGGCGCGGCGUUUAAGAAUAUUUUCCAAACCAUCAGCCGUUUGAGUGUCACAAUCAAAACCCAUUUUAUCGUUGUAUAUGUGUUGUAAUAUGCAGUGCAUUUUGCUUCAUUGAUGAGUAGAGAAACUGCAGUUGAGGAUAAAGAAAGAGAUUUGUAUUUCUAGCUUACCGUCAAGAUUUUUUUUCCCACUUAAACAGGGUAAAUUAUUUUUAAAGGGACAUUCCACUUUUUUUAAAAAUAUGCUUAUUUUUCAGCUCCCCUAGAGUUAAACGUUUGAUUCUUACCGUUUUGAAAACCAUUC